Larimichthys crocea (large yellow croaker) is the source of this 1163-nucleotide messenger RNA. RefSeq names its product cyclin B1 interacting protein 1 (gene ccnb1ip1). The transcript has 5 exons. Lineage: Eukaryota; Metazoa; Chordata; Actinopteri; Sciaenidae. Gene Ontology annotation, cellular component: synaptonemal complex. The coding region runs from base 75 to 860 and encodes 261 amino acids. Gene Ontology annotation, biological process: reciprocal meiotic recombination. The record is from RefSeq and is a predicted model, not a curated record. Gene Ontology annotation, molecular function: ubiquitin protein ligase activity.
AGCCAAUCAGAUUACAGUAUUCAUACAGCGUCACCUGCUGCUACCUGUAGAGGGAAGAACAAGCUGCUACGACCAUGUCUCUCUGCGAUGACACACUCCUGUGCAACUUCCCAAAGUGUCGGAUCAAGCUGAACGGCUUCGCCUGGGUCACCGCCUGCUCUCACGUUUUCUGCGAUCAGCACGGGUCCGGCGAGUUCACCCGCUCUCCCGCCAUCUGCCCGGCCUGCUCCUCUGCGCUGUCUGGGAAGCUGGACAUCGUGAGGACGGAGCUGUCGCCCUCUGAGGACUACAAAGCCAUGGUGCUGGCAGGUUUGCGCCCAGACAUAGUUCUGGACAUCAGUUCCCGUGCUUUGGCCUUCUGGAGCUAUCAGGUCCAUCAGGAGCACAUGUAUCAGGAGUACAGUCUGUCACAGGCUGAGGGACAGCUCAAGCAGAUGGAGAAGGUGUUGACUCAGCAGAACCAGAGCAGAGAACUCGAGCUCACCGCCAUGAGAGGGGAAAUCAGCUCCCUGAAGAAAGUGAUGGAGGAUUAUAAAAGGAAGUACAGCGAGAUGUCGGAGAGGCUGAUGGAGAGGAACAGGCAGUACCAAAAACUACAGGGGCUGUACGACUCUCUGAGGCUGCGCAACAUGGUGGUGGGUGUCGGGGAGAGAGACACGCUGCCACAAGCGGGACAUCACAACGUCAACACGGGGGCGGCUCAGCCGUCGACUCCCCAGAGGAGCCCUCAGUUCCUCUCCGUGGGCCACGACGGGGACAGCAGAUUCUUCUCCUGCCUGGAGGCUGACGGAGCCAAGACCUUCUUCCAGUUCAGCUCGCCCGCCAGAGAGAGAGGCCGGCCUUUCAUCAGGAAGUACUGAGACAGGAACGACUUAACACUAUCUAUUUAUACACGCUGACAAAGUGUUCUGUUGUUUUUGUUGGUGUGUUUGUUCGAGUGCACUAUCAAUAGUAUUUAUUGUCGUUUUUUGGAACUAUUAAUGUGUUUUUGGCUAAAAAUAUGAAAACCAAUGUUUAUCUUUUAGUCCCGAUCUCUACUUAAGCACAAAUUUGUGUUAAGAAGUACUUUGUCGAUGUAAAUAUACUGCCUUGCAGUCUUCUAAUGUAAAUGUAGAGUGUAAACUUCACCUGUUUCUUGUCAAAUUAAAAAGGUAUUAAUGUAA